AUGACAUGGGAGGAGGAGGAAGAGGAGGGAACUAGGGUGAAAGCAAAAGGGGAUUUGGAGUUGAAGGAAGAAGAGGAGAUCUGUGAGACUGGAAAACUGGUUGGCCCACUGGCAAGGGCCAUGCCCACCCCAGUGCCCCACAAUAGGGAGACCUGGUUUUCUGAGGCAUGGGAAUAUUUCCACCUGGCUCCAGAAAAAGCUGGGCACCACCCCAACCAGUAUGCCAUCUGCCAGCUGUGUGGCAGGCAGGUUAGUUGUGGCCUUGGGGCUAAUGUGGGCACCACAACCCUGUGGAAGCACCUGAAAAGCAUUCACAAAAAGAAGCUGGAGAAGAGUGGCCAUGAUCAUGCAGAGCAGCACCAGGACCUAAGGACUCAAAGGUCUUAGCUUCCCAUGGGCACUGAGGGCAACCGGGCCAGGCUCCUGGAGCAGGUGGGAGCCCUGGCUUUAUGGGCCAGCCAAAGGGAGAAGGAGGUACUUAGGAGGGAGAAGGCAGUGGACUGGCAGGAGAGGGCUGUAGAAAGGAGAGAGUGAGCAGUGGAGGAAGUGGAAAGUGCCAUCCUGGAGAUGAAGUAGAAGGUGAGGGCUGAGAAGGAGGCAUGCUAGAGGGAGAAAGACCUGCCUGCAGCAGCUCAUCCUUUGCAUGUUUUAUAA
Trichechus manatus latirostris (Florida manatee) is the source of this 654-nucleotide messenger RNA. It is a transcript of the gene ZBED2, whose product is annotated as zinc finger BED-type containing 2. NCBI's taxonomy places the organism in Eukaryota, Metazoa, Chordata, Mammalia, Sirenia, Trichechidae. The transcript has a single exon. The record is from RefSeq and is a predicted model, not a curated record. Gene Ontology annotation, molecular function: DNA binding.